Molecule: messenger RNA, 3260 nt
Organism: Pseudophryne corroboree (corroboree frog)
Lineage: Eukaryota; Metazoa; Chordata; Amphibia; Anura; Myobatrachidae
Product: E3 ubiquitin/ISG15 ligase TRIM25-like
Exons: 2
Coding region: 33-1673 (546 amino acids)
Molecular function (GO): protein binding; zinc ion binding
Source: RefSeq, a predicted model, not a curated record
GUCCCGGUAUAAAGGGAAAGUCUGGUCAGCCUAUGGUUAUUGCACUAUUACCCCUGUGUGUAGCAGUACGGGGGCAGCACAGAGCAGCGAUGGCGUCUGCUGAUCUGAGACAGGAGCUGGACUGUUCCAUCUGCCUGAACAUUUAUACAGAUCCUGUAACCCUGAGAUGUGGCCACAACUUCUGCCGGGUCUGUAUUGAUCGUGUGCUGGAUACACAGGAGGGGGCUGGAGCUUAUACCUGUCCUGACUGCAGAGCAGAGUGUCAGGAGCGUCCUGCACUGCAGAGGAACAUAACGCUGUGUAACAUAGUGGGGAGUUUCCUGUCUACUCGCCCAGAUCAGGAGGAGACUGGGAUCUUCUGCACUUACUGUGUGGACUCUCCUGUACCUGCUGCUAAAUCCUGUCUGCUGUGUGAGGCUUCUCUGUGUGAUAAACACCUGAGAGUACACAGCAAGUCACCAGAACACGUCUUAUGUGAUCCCACCACUGCCCUGGGGAACAAGAAAUGCUCCGUCCAUAAGGAGAUCUACAAGUAUUACUGCCCAGAGGACGCUGCCUGUAUCUGUGUAUCCUGCUGUAUGAUCGGGGAACACAGAGGACAUCAGAUGGAAUCACUGGAUGAGGCCUCUGUGAAGAGGAAGGAGAAGCUGAGGAAUGUUCUGCAGAAACUGACCACAAAGAGAGCGGAGACUGAUAAAAGAGUGCAGAGACUGCAGGAGCGCAGGAGAGAAGAUCAGGGAAAAGCAGCGGGUGUAAUAGAGACAGUCACUGCCCUGUUUAGAGACAUCAGGAGACAGCUGGAAGACCUGGAGAAGAGAGUCCUGAGUGAGAUCUCCAGGCAGGAACAGCGCAUUUCACUCUCAGUCUCUGAUCUGAUCCAGCAGCUGGAAAUAAAGAAGGACGAGCUGUCCGGGAAGAUGCGUCACAUUGAGGAGCUGUGUAACAUGUCUGAUCUAGUGACUGUCUUACAGGAACCAGACACAGGGGACUUGUGUGAUACUGAGGAAACAGAGAGACAUGAUACCCAGGUCCAUGGUGCAGGAGAUCUGGAUGUGGGUCUCAUCUCAGGGACAUUACACACAUUAUCUGAUAUAAUAACAGGUAUAAAUACAGGGAUCUAUGUGCAGGAGGAUACAGCCCUAUUACUGGAUGUAACCACAGCUGGUGAUAAUAUACAGAUAUCAGGUGACAGGAAAACUGCAACCAGGUCACAUAUAAAACAGAAUCACCCAGUACCACCAGAGAGAUUUCAGUGUGAUCAGGUAAUAAGCAGCAGCAGAUUCUCCUCAGGGCGACAUUACUGGGAGGUGGAUGUCAGUAAGUCAGUGAGGUGGAGGGUGGGGAUGUGUUAUCCCAGUUUAGACAGGAGAGGACAGCAGUCAGCCAUUGGAUAUAAUAACAAGUCCUGGUGUGUGUAUAGGUAUAAUAAUCAGUACUUAGUUAUACAUGACAUUAAAUGGAUCCGGUUACCUGACAAUAUCCCCUGUGACAGAGUGAGGGUAUAUCUGGAUUAUGAGGCAGGACAGCUGUCCUUUUAUUCACUGUGUGACCCCAUCAGACACUUACGCACCUACACUGCCGCCCUCACUGAGCCCCUCCAUGCUGCAUUAUGGGUAGGGGACGGGUGUAUAACUAUAUGUGGGGGAGUCAGGAGCUGGGAGAAAUUACCAUAAAGAAUCUGCCCAGAUACUGGUGACAUCACAGGGAGGGGUGUAUGAUUGGGGGAACAUUCAGUCAAUAGAAUGAUGUAUUGGGUGGAACUACAGCUGAGCUUCUCCCCCUGUGUAACCAUGUGACCAGUGUGUGGGUGUGUUCCCAUGUUGGUGUAUUAUGCUGGGUACACACUGACAGACAUAUCGCCCACCCAGCUGUGAUGUCAUCACCGACAUAUCUAACGGCCAAUUGGUCAGUCAGUAUACUGUAGCUUACCUUAUUGGCUGCUCUGUCGGUGUGAUGGUGUGUCGGCAGACAUGUCGCUGAGGUGUGUACCCAGCCUUAGAGACUGUCAUUAUAAAUAUAUACAUAUACAUCUCUGUGGGAUUUCUCCACCAAAGUUAUGGGCCUGAUCCAUGUUUGUGUAUGUAGCCCUAGGAAAGGGUUAAUCCUAAAAUAAAUAUAUGUGCAAUUUCUGAGGUGAAGCCUAAUUGUAUUAUAAAUACAUAUUACAUGCCCCAUUUAUAUAUAUAUAUGCAUAUGUAAAGGCUUAGGGGGUCAUUCUGAGUUUUUUGCUCGCUAGCGGUUUUUGCAUUGCUGCGAUCAGGGGCGAAAUGCGCAUGCACCGCAAUGCGCAGGCAUGUCGCACGGGUACAAAGCAGAUCGGUGCGCAACGAUGGUUUGUACGAAGAACCAUUUCGCACGGGCGAUGGCAAGGAGACAGGAAGAGGCCGUUUAUGGGUGGCAACUGACCGUUUUCUGGGAGUGGUUGGAAAAAUGCAGACGUGUCUAGGCGUUUGCAGGGCGGGUGUCUGACGUCAAUUCCGGUCCCGGACAGGCUGAAAUGAUCGCAGCGGCUGAGUAAGUCCUGGGUUACUCAGAAACUGCACGCUUUUUUUUUUAUCCGCUCGGCUACACAUACAUUUGCACACUUGCACAGCUAAAAUACACUCCCCUGUGGGCGGCAACUAUGCGCCCGCAGGACUGCAAAAAAAGCCUAGCGAGCGAUCAACUCUGAAUGACCCCCUUAGUUCUGUGCACAGACUAGUAUAUGAGUAGUAAUGAUAAUUUGAGGUAAUUGUAUAGGAUCUAUAAUUACUUGUCCAUAGUGAGAAUUGGUAGUAACUGUGUCAUAGUUAUCGUAAAGUAAUAUUACCUAUGUGACUGUGCAGACCCCGGGGGGCAAUUAGAGGCUGGCUAUCACUGAUGCUCUAGACUAGAGGGGCAAUUAGAGGCUGGCUAUCACUGAUGCCCUAGACUAGAGGGGCAAUUAGAGGCUGGCUAUCACUGAUGCCCUAGACUAGAGGGGCAAUUAGAGGCUGGUUAUCACUGAUGCCCUAGACUAGAGGGGCAAUUAGAGGCUGGCUAUCACUGAUGCCCUAGACUAGAGGGGCAAUUAGAGGCUGGCUAUCACUGAUGCCCUAGACUAGAGGGGCAAUGUUUAUUAUGAAGUAGUUCUAGUAUUUUCUUUAUAAUGCGUACUGUGACCUUUACAUAUUUUACUACCAAACUAAUGUAUUAUUACAUGAAUGUUAUUGUUACAAUGUAACCACUGAUGUUAGUGUGGAAUAUCCUUAUGGAAGAUAAAUAAAGUCACUUGUUGCUGA